Molecule: messenger RNA, 481 nt
Organism: Dentiscutata erythropus
Lineage: Eukaryota; Fungi; Glomeromycota; Glomeromycetes; Diversisporales; Gigasporaceae
Source: the annotation of a GenBank genome assembly
AUGUAUUCUUUGAACAUAAAAAUUGCGCUUAUGAUUUUAAUUGUGUACAUCUUGAUCAAAACUUCAGAAGCCCUGCCACAAGUCGGAAACAAAGACAUAAAACGUGCUGACGAUAAUGAGUUUUAUUCGAUCGAAGAAAUUUGCAAAGAUUAUAGAUUCGAGUAUCCACCAUCCAAACACGGAAAGCACGCAAAGCAUGAAGUAACACGAAUCAAGAAUGGGUCCGCAAUCGAUUGUAUUUGGUCUGCGGGAAUGUCAUCACGAAUUAUAAACAUCACCGAUUGUGAAUUGUUCACUACUGAUGGACUUAUAAAAGUUUUAUGGCAAGCCGGUAUUACACUUGGUGUAGAUAAUAAAGCACGUGCUGUAGUAAAAUUUGAAGUUCCUUUGGAUUGGGAAGAUAAACUUCCGGCACAUUUUUUGCUUAGAAGCGCGGCAUCUACAGAUUUUGGACCUCAUUGUAAUGCUUAUACAAUUAAUG